This is a messenger RNA of Coccomyxa subellipsoidea C-169, 1287 nucleotides long. RefSeq names its product 2-amino-3-ketobutyrate coenzyme A ligase. Lineage: Eukaryota; Viridiplantae; Chlorophyta; Trebouxiophyceae; Coccomyxaceae. Bases 1 to 1287 code for a protein of 428 amino acids. Gene Ontology annotation, molecular function: pyridoxal phosphate binding; glycine C-acetyltransferase activity. The record is from RefSeq and is a predicted model, not a curated record. The transcript is spliced from 8 exons. Gene Ontology annotation, biological process: biosynthetic process; L-threonine catabolic process.
AUGCUGAGACUUACUCGGAUAUCUCCCAUUCUGUUUCGACGUGUAUUCUCUAGUGGUACAUCUAGAUUAUGCGCUGCAGAUGCCGUUCAGGUAGAAGACGACACAUUGAAGCACAUCCUUGGUACUCAGCUAUCCGACAUCAAGGCUGCAGGCACCUUCAAGCAAGAAUUUGAAAUUACCACGCCACAGGGACCUUCCAUCAGUGUGGAUGGCAUCGAAGGAGUGGUUGUAAAUUUCUGCUCCAACAAUUAUCUGGGGCUCUCCAAUCAUCCAAGGCUCAUUGAUGCCGCUCAUAAAGCCUUGGACAGCCAUGGUUUUGGCCUCUCUUCCGUUCGCUUCAUCUGUGGCACACAGGAUCUGCACAAGCAGCUUGAGCGGAAGAUCAGUGAUUUUCAUGGGACAGCAGACACGAUCCUGUAUCCUUCCUGCUUUGAUGCCAACGCCGGCUUGUUUGAGAGCAUUCUGACUGCUGAAGAUGCAGUCUUGAGCGACAAGCUGAACCAUGCGUCGAUCAUCGAUGGCAUAAGGCUGUGCAAAGCGCGCAGAUACAGAUAUGAGCAUUUGGACAUGGAGGACUUGGAAGGGAAGCUAACGGAAGCCAGCGAUGCGCGCAUGCGCCUCAUCGCCACGGAUGGGGUGUUCUCUAUGGAUGGCCACAUUGCGCCGCUGGCAGAAAUCUGUGCGCUGGCGAAGAAACACGACGCUCUGGUGUUUGUGGAUGACUGCCACGCGACUGGGUUUCUGGGGCGCACGGGACGCGGCACAGAUGAGCACUGCGGCGUGGUCGGCCAAGUGGACAUCAUCAACUCCACCCUCGGCAAGGCCAUGGGAGGUGCCACAGGUGGUUACACGACAGGCCGCAAGGAAGUUGUGGACAUUCUGAGGCAGCGUGCGCGCCCCUACCUGUUCAGCAACACACUGGCGCCCCCUGUUGCAGCCGCGUCCAUCACAGCAUUUGACAUGGUGCAGGAGUCCACUGGGCUGCGAGAUCAGCUCAUGGAGAACACAGACUACUUCCGCACCGCCAUGACUCAGGCUGGCUUCGACAUCAAGGAGGGGACACACCCGAUCGUGCCCAUCAUGCUGUUUGACGCGGCGCUCGCUGGAGAGAUGGCACAGAAGCUUCUGCAGCGGGGCGUGUACCUGACAGCUUUCAGCUACCCUGUUGUGCCCAAGGGCCAAGCCAGAAUCAGGGUGCAGCUGUCAGCUGCGCACACCAAAGAGCAUCUGGAAAAGGCAAUAUCGAGCUUCAAGGAAGUUGGAAAGGAGCUUGGUGUAAUUGUUUAG